This is a messenger RNA of Dichotomopilus funicola, 4689 nucleotides long. Its product is annotated as glucanotransferase domain of glycogen debranching enzyme-domain-containing protein. The coding region runs from base 1 to 4689 and encodes 1562 amino acids. The record is from RefSeq and is a predicted model, not a curated record. Gene Ontology annotation, biological process: glycogen biosynthetic process; glycogen catabolic process. Gene Ontology annotation, molecular function: 4-alpha-glucanotransferase activity; amylo-alpha-1,6-glucosidase activity. The transcript is spliced from 3 exons. Lineage: Eukaryota; Fungi; Ascomycota; Sordariomycetes; Sordariales; Chaetomiaceae.
AUGGUCCCCAAAACCAUGGUUUCCAACGAGGUUUAUUUGUUGCCGCUUAACGACGACGGCUCGCCCCAGGUCGCGGGCGAGUACGUCUACCUGGCCCCUAAGAAUAACGACCCAAUCACCAUCCGAUUCGCGAUCGAGGGUACUUCCAGCAUAUGCCGCCAUGGAAGCUUGUGGGUCAACAUCCCGGAGCAGGGCGCCGAGUUCCGCCGUGACAAGUUCCGGGAGUUUAAGCUUGUCCCAGACUUCAAUCGCACGAUUGAGAUCUCCAUUCCCAUUUACGAAGUUGGUGCCUACGCUUUCUACACCACCUACGCCGAGCUGCCCGAUCUAGCCAACGAAUUGAACUCUUCUAGCGACAAUUCCGAGCCCGAAACAAAAACGACACCAUGGUACUACAUCGACGUAGCCCCUCGGCUGUCCCUCGAUGGCCAGCCACUGCCCCUGCCCGCCCUGUCCGUCUUCUCCCUGAUCAGCAAGUUCAUGGGCAGGUACCCUCAGGACUGGGAACGCCAUCUCAGGGGUAUCAGUGACCGCGGCUACAACAUGGUCCACUUCACCCCUCUUCAGGUCAGGGGCGAGUCCAACUCACCUUACAGCUUGUACGACCAGCUCGGUUGGGAUCCUACCUGCUUUCCCGAAGGAGAGAAGGACGUUGCGAAGAUGGUGGAAAGCUUGGAAAAGAAUCACUCCCUACUAAGCUUGACGGAUAUCGUCCUAAAUCACACGGCCAACAACAGCAAGUGGCUCGAGGAGCACCCGGAAGCUGGCUACAACUUGACAACAGCCCCAUGGCUGGAGUCUGCCUACCUCCUCGACACCAAGCUGCUCGAGCUGAGCUCCAAAUUGCAGGAACUUGGGCUGCCCACCGAAGUCAAGGAGCUGGACGACGUUGUGAAGAUUAUGGAGGGCGUCAAGAAGGAGGUUGUGGCUGCGAUCCGCUUGUGGGAGUACUACGUAAUCGAUGUCGACCGGGACGCUGAUGCGGCGGUUGAGUCUUGGGCGUCUGGCAAGACUACGUUCCCCGAGAAUGCCGGCAGCCUCGACUCAUUGAGCUCCGCGACGCCUGAAGAGCUGGCAAAGUGGCUCGUGGAACACGGCAUUCAGGGGACUGACCGUCUCGGUGAACGAUUCCGCAGGAGAGCAGACCCCUCCAUUGCCGCGGCCCUUCUUUCCACCUUGUUCAAGAAGGAGGAUGGGAACACCGACCAGGCGGCUGUCCGCAAGAAGGCUGCCGAAAUCCUCGAUAUCGUCAACGUGGAAUACUACAAAGAAUACGACGCCGAAGUGAGCGAUAUCCUCCAGCAGCUUUUCAACCGUAUCAAGUACGUUCGCCUCGAGGAUAAUGGGCCAAAAUUGGGGCCAAUUAAUGAGGAAAAUCCUCUGAUUGAGUCUUACUUCACCCGGCUGCCCCAGAACGAAGUCACCUCGAAGCACAAGAAAGAGGACUUGGUUCUUGUCAACAACGGAUGGGUCUGGGGGGGCAACGCACUGGUAGACAAUGCCGGCCCCGAAUCUCGGGUCUACCUUCGCCGGGAGGUCAUCGUCUGGGGCGACUGCACCAAACUGCGAUACGGCUCCGGGCCCGAGGACAGCCCCUGGCUGUGGGAGCACAUGACCAACUAUGCAAAGAUGCUCGCCAAGUAUUUUGCCGGUUUCCGCAUCGACAACUGCCAUUCAACUCCCAUCCAUGUGGCUGAGCACAUUCUUGAUGAGGCCCGACGGGUCCGGCCCGACCUCUACGUCGUCGCUGAGCUGUUCAGCGGCUCUGAGGAGAUGGAUUACGUGUUUGUCAAGCGCCUCGGUUUGAGCGCACUGAUUCGUGAGGCCAUGCAGGCCUGGAGCACCGGCGAAUUGAGCAGGCUGGUCCAUCGCCACGGCGGGCGGCCGAUCGGUAGCUUUGAGGUGGACGAAAUCUCCAGCGCCGAAGUGCGCAGCAGCGGCCAGGACCAGGGCGACGCUGCUACAAACGAUGGCCAGUAUACCCGUGAGAUCAUCCGGCGCAUCAAGCCUGUUCCCGUUCAAGCCCUUUUCAUGGAUUGCACGCACGACAAUGAGGUCCCGGCUCAGAAGCGCGACGCUCGGGAUACACUACCCAACGCGGCCCUAGUUAGCAUGUGUUCUAGUGCGACUGGCAGUGUAAUGGGUUACGAUGAAAUCUAUCCCAAGCUCAUUGAUCUCGUCGGAGAGACCCGACUCUACACCUCGGAGUCGUCUAAGGCCCCGGUGAAGGUUGGGGAAGGCAAGGGCGGCAUUGCCGGAGUGAAGAAACUUCUCAACCAGAUCCAUACCCUGAUGGGUAUGGACGGUUAUGACGAGACGCACAUCCACCAUGAGGAUCAAUAUGUCACCGUCCACCGAGUUCACCCGGAGUCGCGAAAGGGUUACUUCCUCAUAGCCCACACGGCUUUCCCGGGGUACGGAAACGGGAACGGCGCCUUCAACCCCGUUAAGCUGACCGGCACCAAGGCCAAGCAUCUCGGCAGCUGGAUGCUUGAAGUUGAUACCAGUCAGGAGGUUAUUGACGAGGUGCUGAGUGAUAAACGGCAUUUGCGUGGUUUGCCCAGCCGCCUUAUCGGUGUUCCGGGCAUCCGGCUCGAGGUCAAGGGCGAUGAUACCAUCAUUACCGUCCGCGACAAGUUCCCACCCGGCAGCAUCGCCUUGUUCGAGACUUGGAUCCCCGCGGCGGAGCACUCGAGUGGCUUCGAUACUUUUGUUACGUCAGGCGCCAAGGCUGCGGUGGAAGAGCUCGACCUCGUCGACCUCAACUUUUUGCUUUACAAAUCCGAGCCGGAGGAGCGGGAUGCGAGCGAGGGCCGCGAUGGUGUUUAUGACAUUCCGGGGCAUGGCAAACUUGUGUAUGCCGGCUUGCAAGGAUGGUGGAGUAUUCUUCAGGACAUCAUACGCGACAACAACCUCGCCCACCCCCUCUGUCAGAAUCUGCGUGAUGGCCAGUGGGUUCUCGACUACAUAGUCGGGAGGUUGGAACGCGCCUCGCAGCAAGAGCUGUUCAGUCGCCUCGGAAAGCCCGCCGCCUGGAUCCGGGAGCGGUUCGACGCCAUCCGCAGCAUCCCCAGUUUCCUUCUUCCGCGCUACUUUGGCCUUGUCCUCCGCACCAUUUACACGGCUGCCACGGAAAGGGGUAUCUCGCUCAUGAGCGACGACAUCCGCAACGGGCAAUGGUUCGCUCAGAGACUGGCUUUGGUCAGCGUGCAGCAGACCGGUCUCGUAAAGUCGGCUUCUCUCUAUCCCAACCAUCUUGUCCCCUCGCUCGCUGCGGGGCUGCCGCACUUUGCGGUGGAAUGGGCGCGCUGCUGGGGGCGUGAUGUCUUUAUCUCCUUGCGGGGUCUCUACCUCGGUACCGGCCGGUUUGAUGAGGCUAAAGAGCACAUCCGUGCCUUUGCGAGCGUGUUGAAGCACGGGAUGAUUCCCAACUUGCUCGGGAGCGGCAAUACCCCCCGGUACAACGCUCGAGACUCUGUCUGGUUCUUUUUGCAGUGUAUUCAAGACUACACGCGUCUCGCACCGAACGGCUUGUCUUUACUUGACGAGAAGGUUAAGAGACGCUUUCUGCCGUAUGACGACACCUGGUUCGCUUCGGACGAUUCUCGGGCGUACAGCAAGGAAAGCACCAUCCGCGAGGUCAUCCAGGAAGUGUUCCAGCGUCAUGCCGAAGGGAUGAAGUUCCGCGAGGCCAACGCCGGCCCGAACCUUGACAUGCAGAUGAAAGACAACGGUUUCAACCAGGAAAUCAAGGUCGACUGGACCAAUGGGUUCGUCUUUGGCGGUAACCAGGAUAAUUGCGGUACCUGGAUGGACAAGAUGGGCGAGAGCGAUCGUGCAGGGUCCAAGGGUGUGCCGGGAACGCCCCGUGAUGGCGCCGCCGUAGAGAUCACCGGUCUCCUCUACAGCUCCCUCAACUGGGUUGCCACCCUGAACGAACAGGGCAAAUAUGCGGAAUCCUCCGUCCGCAAGGCCGAUGGAUCUGAGAUCACCCUCCGUGGCUGGGCAGACCUCAUCAAAGACAACUUUGAGCGCUGCUAUUUUGUCCCCAUCGCACCCGAUGAGGACGCACAGCACGAUGUCAACCCAUCCGUCAUCAACCGACGCGGCAUCUACAAGGACCUGUACCGUUCCGGUAAAGAGUACGAAGACUACCAACUACGCCCCAACUUCCCCAUCGCCAUGACCGUUGCACCGGAGCUUUUCGACCCCUCGCACGCCAUGCACGCACUCUGCAUCGCCGACACCGCCCUACGCGGGCCCACGGGUAUGGCCACCCUCGACCCGUCCGAUCUCAACUACCGGCCAUACUACCGCAACAGCGAGGACAGCGAGGACUUCGCGACAUCCAAGGGGCGCAACUACCACCAAGGCCCCGAGUGGUUGUGGCCGACGGGCUUCUUCUUGCGCGCGUUGCUCAAGUUCGACCUGAGGCGCCGUGCCAAGAAUGACGCUGAGGGUCGCACGGAGGCGUUCCAGCAGGUGACGAGGCGGUUGAAGGAGUGUAAGGAGAUGAUCCGGCGCAGCCCAUGGGCGGGGUUGACUGAGUUGACCCAGAAAGCGGGAGAAGAAUGCCAUGACUCGUCCCCUACUCAAGCAUGGUCUGCUGGCUGCCUCAUCGACUUGUACAUGGAUGCGGCCGAGGAACAGGCCAAAGUGGACGAGGGUCAGGCCCUGCCGCUGAGAUGA